CGCCCUGCAGUCCUGCAGCACCUACCAGUCCAGUCUCGCAGAGCAGAUAGCAUCAGUGCCUACUGCGGUACUGCAUAGCUAGCUUAGCUUGGUCUUCGAUCUCGACCAGAGCCAGAGAGUGUGGUGUGACCGUGUGAGCGACGAUGGGGAAGCACGUCUGGGCGGCAGCGCUCAUGGCGCUGGCCGUGAUUGUCGGGCUCGGUGUGCCCCCCGGCCGCAUCGCCGAGGCGCGCACCUUAGAGAAGGACGACCUGCUGGGCGGCGGCGGUGACUUUGGUGCUGGAGAGGGAGGAGGCUUCGGUGCGGGUCUUGGCCAUGGCGGUGGCCUCGGGGCUGGAUUCGGGGGAGGUAAAGGCGGCGGCCUUGGAGGAGGAGGCGGUUUUGGUGGAGGUGGUGGUGCUGGUGGAGGUCUUGGAGGUGGGUUUGGUGGAGGAGGAGGCCUUGGGGGAGGCGGCGGUGCUGGUGGUGGUUUUGGUGGCGGGGCUGGUCAUGGUGGUGGCCUUGGAGGUGGCUUCGGAGGUGGAAAAGGUGGUGGUGCAGGUGGAGGUGGUGGUCUUGGAGGGGGUGUAGGCGGGGGCGGCGGCCUUGGUACAGGUGGAGGAGGUGGCUUUGGAGGUGGGAAAGGUGGUGGACUUGGCGGAGGUGGUGGCCUUGGCAGUGGAGGUGGUGCAGGCGUAGGCGGUGGUCUUGGAGGGGGUGCCGGUGGAGGCGGCGACCUUGGAGGUGGGAAAGGUGGUGGCCUUGGUGGAGGGGGUGGCCUCGGCGGUGGAGGUGGACUUGGCGGUGGUGCAGGUGGGGGCGGCGGCCUUGGUGCCGGUGGAGGAGGUGGCUUUGGAGGUGGGAAAGGUGGUGGUCUUGGUGGAGGUGGUGGCCUCGGUGGUGGAGGUGGUGCAGGCGAAGGCGGUGGUCUUGGAGUAGGUGCCGGUGGAGGAGGUGGACUAGGCGGUGGUGCCGGUGGCGGGUUUGGUGGUGGCGCAGGAGGAGGUGUUGGUGGAGGUGGUGGCCUUGGUGACGGUGCUGGCGGUGGUGCUGGAGCUGGCAGUGGUCUUGGAGGAGGUGCUGGUGGAGGAGGUGGACUAGGCGGUGGUGCCGGUGGCGGGUUUGGUGGUGGCGCAGGAGGAGGUGUUGGUGGAGGUGCGGGAGGCGGUGCUGGCGGUGGUGCUGGAGCUGGCGGUGGUCUCGGUGGUGGUGCAGGCAGUGGUGUCGGUGGUGGGUUUGGAGGAGGCAAAGGCGGAGGCUUUGGUGGUGGGAUUGGCGGGGGCGGGGGCGCAGGUGGUGGUGCCGGUGGUGGGUUCGGAGGAGGCAAAGGUGGCGGUUUUGGUGGUGGCAAGGGAGGUGGUUUUGGCGGAGGCGCCGGUGGUGGGUUCGGAGGAGGCAAAGGUGGUGGUUUUGGCGGUGGCAAGGGAGGUGGUUUCGGCGGAGGUGCGGGUGGUGGCUUUGGAGGAGGCAAGGGUGGUGGUUUUGGCGGAGGUGCAGGUGGUGGCUUCGGAGGUGGCGGAGGUUCGGGUGGUGGCAUCGGUGGUGGACUCUAGAGGUGGCGGGAGCUCGGCGCGCGCACGUUGAGUGCGUGCAUGCCAUGAAAUUAAAAAGCGAUACAUGGAGUGUGUGGUACGGUAUGGACAUUGCUAGAGUUACAUUACAUCAUCACUAGUAUAUAUAAGGUUGACUCUUAUUUGUAAGCCUAAUGAAAGUGAAUAAUUGGAUGCGUUAUGUAAGCCUACUCUACUAUAUAUAUGUUUGUUUUGGAAAAUCGAGGGAGUGUGUUACUUGACUAUCCCCAAUCACACUCAUAAAAACUUGACUUGUGUGUUGUUUGUACUCGACCAAUUAUAUACUACAAUACAUAUUUGGUCA
This is a messenger RNA of Zea mays, 1854 nucleotides long. RefSeq names its product glycine-rich cell wall structural protein. The coding region runs from base 144 to 1532 and encodes 462 amino acids. Lineage: Eukaryota; Viridiplantae; Streptophyta; Magnoliopsida; Poales; Poaceae. The record is from RefSeq and is a predicted model, not a curated record. The transcript has a single exon.